AUGCAGGUAUACACGCGGAGCUCGGUUCUGACGUUGGCUGCCUAUGGGUUUCUGUGUAAGGGGAAGCAGGCUGUGGUCGCAGUAAAUCAUCCACACUGCAGUAAGUGCAGUAGUGUUCAGCAGAAAAAGGUUAGCCGUUCAAUACACCAGUUUACUGCCACGACGACCGACCCCGACAUUACUUCCAGAUCCAGAAGAGUCUGCAUGUCGCCCAGCGCCAUGUCCCAGAGGAUGGUGUGGGUGGACCUGGAGAUGACAGGUCUUGACAUUGAGAAGGACCACAUCAUUGAAAUGGCGUGCAUCAUCACAGACUCUGACCUGAACAUUUUGGCUGAGGGACCCAACUUGAUAAUUAACCAGCCAGACGAACUACUGGAAGGAAUGUCAGAGUGGUGUAAAGAGCAUCAUGGAAAGUCAGGACUGACCCAGGCGGUACGGGAUAGUAAAAUCACCCUAGAACAAGCGGAGUAUGAGUUCCUGUCCUUCAUCAGACAGCACACUCCACCCGGACAGUGUCCUCUUGCUGGUAACUCUGUGCACGCAGACAAGAGGUUCCUGGACAAGUACAUGCCACAGUUCAUGUACCACCUUCACUACAGAAUCAUUGAUGUCAGCACCAUCAAGGAGCUCAGCAGACGGUGGUUUCCAGAGGAAUUCAAGAUGGUGCCACACAAGAAAGCAACUCACAGAGCCUUGGAUGACAUCCAGGAGAGCAUUAUAGAGCUGCAGUACUACAGAGCCAACAUCUUUAAAGCGUCAGCAGAAGAGAAGAAGCGAAAAAUUGUUGAAAACGGAGGCUGCACCAGAUGUUAGGACACAAGUGAGACUAUUUAGUCUUCACUGUUGCAUUACUUGAAGAAAGCAUUCUCUUCAUUAAUUUUAGUUUCCGUUCAUGGUUAACAGCCUAACAAUCCAGUGUUUGAAUAUGAUUAAUGCAGAGGCUCCAUCAAAGGGAACAAGAUUCUAGCAAUGGUUAAAGGAAACAUAUUUUCCCAAGUUCAAAAGAGAAACAUUUGGAAGUGACCUAUGGUAUUUAUAUUUUGUUUUUAUUUAGAUGGAGAGAUUGAUUUUCAUUUUUUUCUUGUUAAAAUGAAACAAAAUAAAUUCAGUCAUCCCUGACAAAACAA
Molecule: messenger RNA, 1127 nt
Organism: Amphiprion ocellaris (clown anemonefish)
Lineage: Eukaryota; Metazoa; Chordata; Actinopteri; Pomacentridae
Gene: rexo2
Product: small fragment nuclease
Exons: 7
Coding region: 1-813 (270 amino acids)
Cellular component (GO): mitochondrion
Molecular function (GO): 3'-5'-RNA exonuclease activity; nucleic acid binding
Source: RefSeq, a predicted model, not a curated record